Staurois parvus is the source of this 316-nucleotide messenger RNA. The record is from the annotation of a GenBank genome assembly. NCBI's taxonomy places the organism in Eukaryota, Metazoa, Chordata, Amphibia, Anura, Ranidae.
AUGGCAGACAACAGUGUUAGUGCGUGCAUGGAACAGCAUGUGGUGAUGAAGCUUCUUGUGAACGAAGGCAUAAAACCCGCAGAUAUCUACAGAAGACUUCAAGCACACUACAAUAAGAUAUUUGAAUGGUGUAAACGUUUCAAAGAUGGCCAUACGUCUGUCAGUGACGAUCCCAGCCGUGGUGGUUCCCAGCCCACAGCAGUCAUUCCUGUGAGUUUUAAGUGUGUGGAACAACUGUUCAUGGAUAAUUGAUGCAUAACCUGUCGCGAAAUUGCACAAGAGAUGAAUCUUUCUGUGGGAACGAUGAGCAAAAUGA